Rangifer tarandus platyrhynchus (Svalbard reindeer) is the source of this 300-nucleotide messenger RNA. Lineage: Eukaryota; Metazoa; Chordata; Mammalia; Artiodactyla; Cervidae. The record is from the annotation of a GenBank genome assembly.
AUGGGUUGCCCUCCAGAGGGGUCAGACACACCGUUAACGGCCACAGAGAAGCUGUCCCUCCUGAGAGAAAGGACUCAAGACCACGGGCUUCCUGUGGGGACGCAAGGGGUGGAGGGCUUGGUUACGUCCCUGGUGGUGACCUCAGCCUGGAGGAUCCUGCCAGCCCACUUGGAUCCUGAGAGCCUUCCCUCCAGGAAAAGUCCAGAACAUGAGGGCUCAGGAUUGAACUACAGGACAGAGACUCUUAAGAAAGGAGAGGCAAGAGAAGCCUCACACACCCUCCAGGAACCCCCUCCCUAG